AAGAAGGAAGAACCUAAGAAGAAGGAAGAACCCAAGAAGAAGGAAGAACCUAAGAAGAAGGAAGAACCUAAGAAGAAGGAAGAACCUAAGAAGAACAAAGUCACCAAACUCCCUAAUGGCCUUAUCAUCGAAGACGUUAAGAUUGGUGAAGGUGCCUCUUGCAAAGCCGGUCAAAGGGUUGGCAUGCGUUAUAUUGGCAAGCUUACCAAUGGUAAAGUCUUUGAUAAGAAUGUUAGCGGCAAGCCUUUCAACUUCCUCUUAGGACGCGGUGAAGUGAUCAAGGGUUGGGAUAUUGGUGUUGCUGGUAUGAAGGUUGGGGGUGAACGUAAAUUGACGAUUCCCGCACCAUUGGCCUAUGGUAAACGCGGUGCUCCUCCUGACAUUCCCAAGAACGCUACUUUAGUAUUCGAUGUCAAAUUAGUCAGUAUGAAAUAAGUAUGCCCGCUAAUUUAACUUGCCCUUAUAAUAAAAAGUUCAUUAUGAUUAUAUAAAAGAAACUACAAAAAGUAAUUCUGUUUUGAACCCAUAAAUACAAAUUUGACAAUGCCCAG
This is a messenger RNA of Mycotypha africana, 551 nucleotides long. RefSeq lists its product as uncharacterized. Gene Ontology annotation, molecular function: peptidyl-prolyl cis-trans isomerase activity; macrolide binding. The coding region runs from base 184 to 435 and encodes 83 amino acids. The transcript has a single exon. Gene Ontology annotation, cellular component: nucleolus; chromatin. Lineage: Eukaryota; Fungi; Mucoromycota; Mucoromycetes; Mucorales; Mycotyphaceae. The record is from RefSeq and is a predicted model, not a curated record.